This is a messenger RNA of Schistocerca gregaria, 1656 nucleotides long. Its product is annotated as obg-like ATPase 1. Gene Ontology annotation, molecular function: ATP hydrolysis activity; ATP binding; GTP binding. Lineage: Eukaryota; Metazoa; Arthropoda; Insecta; Orthoptera; Acrididae. The coding region runs from base 121 to 1314 and encodes 397 amino acids. The transcript is spliced from 11 exons. Gene Ontology annotation, cellular component: cytoplasm. The record is from RefSeq and is a predicted model, not a curated record.
CAUACACUCUGACGUCAUUCCGGUUCCUGAGAGUAAGCUGGUGAGGUUAUACCACGUUAAAAGUGAAAAUCGAGACAAAAACAUUAAAACGAAGACUAGUCAGGAGACAAAUCAGCAUCCAUGGCGCCCAAGAAGGUAGAGGAGCCCGAGAGGAAGCCGCUCAUUGGUCGCGUGGGCACCAAUCUCAAGGUGGGCAUCGUCGGCAUCCCCAACGUCGGCAAGUCCACCUUCUUCAACGUCCUCACCAAGAGCCAGGCGGCCGCCGAGAACUUCCCGUUCUGCACCAUCGAUCCCAAUGAAAGUCGCGUUCCGGUGCCCGACGAGCGAUGGGAUUACUUGUGCGAGUACUACAAGCCAGUCAGCAAGGUGCCUGCAUUCCUGAACGUGGUGGACAUCGCGGGUCUCGUGAAGGGCGCCGCAGAGGGUCAAGGGCUGGGCAAUGCCUUUCUGUCGCACAUCAAAGCUUGCGACGCCAUCUUCCACUUAGCUCGUGCAUUCGAGGAUGACGAUGUGACGCACAUAGAGGGCGAUGUGAAUCCCGUCCGUGACCUGGACAUCAUCAGCGAAGAGCUCCGUCUCAAGGACGAAGAGUACCUCAUGACGCACAUGGAGAAGCUCGAACGGACUGUGUUAAGAGGCGGUGACAAGAAACUGAAGCCAGAAUAUGACAUCCUGUGCAAAGUAAAAACUUUACUGGUCGACGAGAAACGACACCUGAGGUUCGGAGACUGGAACGCUAACGAUAUCGAGGUCCUAAACAAGCAUAUGUUCAUCACCACCAAACCUGUGAUAUACCUGGUUAACCUCUCUGAAAAGGACUACAUUAGAAAAAAGAAUAAAUGGUUAAUUAAAAUCAAAGAAUGGGUUGAUAAAAAUGACCCAGGUUCCAUAAUCAUCCCCUUUUCUGGAGUCUUUGAAAAUAAAUUGUUGGAUAUGGACGAGGUGGAGAGGAAGAAAUAUCUAGAAGACCACAACACAACAAGUGCGCUGGACAAGAUCAUAGUGCAGGGUUACAAAGCACUUCAGCUGCAGUACUUCUUCACUGCUGGUCCGGAUGAGGUGAAGGCGUGGACCAUACAGAAAGGCACAAAAGCACCACAGGCUGCUGGAAAAAUUCACACUGAUUUCGAAAAGGGUUUCAUUAUGGCUGAAGUGAUGAAAUUUGAUGAUUUCAAGGAAGAAGGAUCAGAAGCAGCUGUGAAGGGAGCUGGCAAAUACAGACAACAGGGAAGGAAUUAUGUCGUGGAAGAUGGUGACAUAAUAUUUUUCAAAUUCAAUGCAGGGGCAGGCCUGAAGGAUGCGAAGAAAAAGUGACCUCAUAUGAUCCACAAUCCUGAUAUUUGUUGCUGCAAUUCCUUACCUGUAUUGGAAGCCUGUGGCAGACUGACAUACAGAAAAACUGUUGUUUUUAGCUGUUUCUUUUGUGCCACAGUUAACAAGAAAGCCACACAUUUGAUGAUGUUUGGCUCCUUAUUUAUUAUAUGGUUGAUACUAGACAAGAGUUUCCAGUGUUUUACUUUUCUGUAUCUCAUGUUGCAGAAGACACAUGCAUUUAUUAAUUAUGAUUUUUUAAAACACUCAUGCCACAGGCUUCUUUGAUUGAGAUGACUUUUGUAAUAUAUUACGAAGUCUACAAAUACAUCAUUUGCACAGAAA